Molecule: messenger RNA, 1158 nt
Organism: Alnus glutinosa
Lineage: Eukaryota; Viridiplantae; Streptophyta; Magnoliopsida; Fagales; Betulaceae
Product: psbP domain-containing protein 4, chloroplastic
Exons: 5
Coding region: 204-1034 (276 amino acids)
Biological process (GO): photosynthesis
Cellular component (GO): photosystem II; extrinsic component of membrane; photosystem II oxygen evolving complex
Molecular function (GO): calcium ion binding
Source: RefSeq, a predicted model, not a curated record
CUGAAAAUGAUGAUCUUUUCAGAAGAGAAUCCGGGUUGUGAAUAGUUUGGAUACCACGUCCACACAACCAACCCCAGACACCGUGAGAACCUCUAAUUUGUACAAGGUCUUCCCACCUAGUUCCAGUUUUACAAGUAGUUGAAUUUUCCGGAGACAAAAACCAGACCAAAGUUUCACCCGUCUUCCACUAAGGUUUGAAGAAUAUGGGAACAGCUUUAUUUACUAGUUGUAGCUUUUCUUGGAGAUACCAGCAGCAGAUAAUUCCUUCUAAUCAUUUGCUUGCUCAGUCUUCACUGGAAAGUGGGAUUUCUAGAGCAAAAGUUACUGCCGAUUCAGGAGAGAAUGGAUUGGUUGGUGGAGAGAUUGAGAAAUGCUCUGGGUUGAUGAAGAGAAGAUCAGUUCUGGUUUCUGGGGUUUCUUUAAUCUCGUCAGCAGUUUUGGGUUCUCCUAGAGAGGGGUUGGCUGUGGUCAAACAAGGUCUUCUAGCUGGGAGGAUACCUGGUCUGUCUGAACCAGAUGAACAAGGUUGGAGGACAUACCGCAGGCCAGAUGAGAAGUCUGGAGGGCAUGGUGUUGGAUGGAGUCCUAUCAUCCCCUACGCAUUUUCUGUCCCUCAGGACUGGCAAGAGGUUCCAGUAUCAAUAGCAGAUCUAGGUGGCACAGAAAUUGAUUUGAGAUUCGGUAGCUCUAAGGAAGGACGCCUAUUUGUAAUUGUUGCACCGGUUCUUAGAUUUGCAGAUGAUCUUGGUGAUCAAGCUACAAUUGAACGAAUUGGACCUCCAGAAAAAGUGAUUAAUGCAUUUGGACCAGAAGUGAUUGGAGAAAAUGUAGAAGGGAAGGUUAUAAGUAUGAAUGUAGCAGAACACUCGGGGAGAACAUAUUACCAGUAUGAAUUAGAGCCACCUCAUGCUCUUAUCACAGCAACUGCAGCUGGAAAUCGCCUCUACUUGUUUAAUGUAACUGCAAGUGGUCUUCAGUGGAAAAGGCACUACAACGAUCUGAAAAGGAUAGCCGAGUCCUUUCGUGUUGUAUAAUUGAAAUAUUUCAUGAGAUGAGAUGGCAUAAAACCAUUGUUCAAGUUUCUGCAGUGUAGUUUACAACAAUAUAGGAAAAAGAAAAAGUUCAAAAUCAACAAAGAGCUAAGUGUUUUGACGGAAA